Molecule: messenger RNA, 1720 nt
Organism: Calidris pugnax (ruff)
Lineage: Eukaryota; Metazoa; Chordata; Aves; Charadriiformes; Scolopacidae
Gene: SF3B4
Product: splicing factor 3b, subunit 4, 49kDa
Exons: 5
Biological process (GO): positive regulation of mRNA splicing, via spliceosome
Cellular component (GO): nucleolus; U12-type spliceosomal complex
Molecular function (GO): RNA binding
Source: RefSeq, a predicted model, not a curated record
AAAGUUGAAGGGGGAAUCUCUGCCUUGGACUUGAGCGAUUUCAGCAUUGAGCUCUCAAGUUCUUGGAGAGCUGGGACUUUCCAGCUUCCUGGGGCUCAUGGGUCUAACUGGGCUUUUCCUUUCCCCCCCCCUCAAUUCCUUGCUCCAGAUGCGACGGUGUACGUGGGGGGGCUGGAUGAGAAGGUCAGCGAGCCCCUGCUCUGGGAGCUCUUCCUCCAGGCGGGCCCCGUGGUCAACACCCACAUGCCCAAGGACCGAGUCACGGGCCAACACCAAGGCUAUGGCUUUGUGGAGUUCCUCAGCGAGGAGGACGCCGAUUACGCCAUCAAGAUCAUGAACAUGAUCAAGUUGUACGGGAAACCCAUUCGAGUGAACAAAGCUUCUGCCCACAACAAAAACCUGGACGUGGGGGCCAACAUCUUCAUCGGCAACCUGGACCCCGAAAUCGACGAGAAGCUUUUGUACGACACCUUCAGCGCUUUCGGGGUCAUCCUCCAGACGCCCAAAAUCAUGCGAGACCCCGACACGGGCAAUUCCAAGGGUUAUGCCUUCAUCAACUUUGCCAGUUUCGACGCUUCGGACGCGGCCAUCGAGGCCAUGAAUGGACAAUACCUCUGCAACAGGCCCAUCACCGUCUCCUACGCCUUCAAGAAAGAUUCCAAAGGGGAACGGCACGGCUCGGCCGCCGAACGCCUCCUGGCAGCCCAGAACCCCCUCUCCCAAGCCGACAGGCCCCACCAGCUCUUCGCCGACGCUCCUCCUCCUCCCUCUGUCCCCACUCCCGUUGUCACCACCCUGGGACCCGGCGUCACCCCUCCAGGACUCCCUCCCCCAGGAUCCUUCCCCCCUCCGGUGCCGCCUCCCGGAGCGAUGCCUCCCGGGAUGCCUCCUGCCAUGCCUCCACCACCCAUGCCACCCGGUGCGGGUGCCCCAGGACCCCCCUCGGGGGCUGCCCCAGCUGGGGGGCACCCCCCACAUCCCCACCCCUUCCCUCCGGGCGGGAUGCACCAUCCAGGAAUGCCCCCCAUGCAAGUCCACCACGGGCCACCCGGGAUGGGCCAACAUCAUCCAGGACCCCCAGGCUCCGGAGGCCAACCCCCCCCGCGGCCCCCACCUGGAAUGCCACAUCCUGGACCCCCACCCAUGGGAAUGCCACCCCGAGGACCUCAUUUCGGGUCGCCCAUGGGUCACCCAGGCCCCAUGCCCCACCACGGGAUGCGUGGCCCCCCUCCGCUGAUGCCUCCUCACGGGUACAACGGGCCCCCUCGCCCCCCACCCUAUGGAUACCAGAGGGUCCCCCUGCCCCCCCGGCCGGCACAGAGGCCCCCCGGGGUGCCACCCCGUGGCCCCUUGAGGGGCCCCCUCCCCUAAAAAAAGCCCCCAACUCCCCUCCCUGCUGGGGCUCCUUCCCUCUCUCCCCUCAAUCCUUCCUUUCCCCUCCGACUGACGGACCAGCACCCGGGGGGGGCAGUGGGGUCCAGCCCCGUCGCCGCCCCCCCCUUUUUCCUUCCCUCUCCCCUUUUCUUUUUAUAGAGUUCAUUUUGGUUCCUUUUCCCCUCCUCCUUCCCUUUAUCUCCACCUCGAAGAUUUAUCGAGGUGCUUUUACCAGGUUGGGGUGGUUGUUUUUUUGUGUUUUUUUUUUCUAUGUAAAGCAGCGAUCGCCUACAAAUAAAACAUUUUAAGAACCCAAAAAUAGGGGGGGUUCUUCCUCCGAGAUCGA